AUGAUCUUUCUUUUUCAAAACACAAUUUGUUUGAUUAACAAUCCAGCUAUUGCAAUUUUAACUGAAUCAAAUAUAUAUUUAGCACAGAUUAAUGAAUUUAAUUAUACAAAUGAUAGUUUUUAUUUAAUUUAUCAUCAUAAUGAUUCAGUUUAUCAUUUACAAAGUUUAACAUCAAAUAAUUUUAUUAAUAGAAUUUAUGUUUGUUCACCAAGUACAAUAUAUGCACUUGAUUUACGAAUAGGAUCAACUAUUGUACCAUUUUCACCUGUUGAUGAUACACCAUGUCGAUCAAGUUUAAUAUAUCUACCGGGUAAAGCAACACUUGUUUGGGCAUUACGUCAUGCAGUAAUGCAGUUAGAUUUUCAACAAAUGUCUAAAGACCUUCUAUGGGAUUCAGCAUCAACAAUUAAUGAUAUGAUAUAUAAUAAUACAAUAAUUGGCGAUGAUGAUGAAUUUUAUUUGAGUAUUACAAGAACUGAUCAUGAUAUAAUUAUUUUAAAGUGUCCAACUAAUAAUCGUGUUCGUAUAUUACCAUUUCAAUCUUGUCUUAUUAUAGAUAAUGGUUAUCAAGACAUAUCAGCAUUAGCUAUUGAUGGUAAUCGUUUAUAUGCUGCUGAUCGAAUUCAACAUAAAAUAUAUGUAUUAACUUUAUUACCAAGUGGUUUUAUUGUAUCAAAAGAUAUUUUACCAUUAAAUACUAGUACAGUAGCUGAUAUUCAAUCAAUGUUUAUUUAUAAUCAUUAUCUUGUAUGGUUAACAAUAAGUGGUCAUGUACGUAUUGUUUCAUUAAUUACUUAUGAAGUACGAAAUAUUUUUUGGUUUGAUGAACAAUUACGAUCAAUUCGACUUGUAUCGUUUGCUCAAUGGCCAAAUCAUACAACAACAACUAAAAUAACGACAACGACUAAAGCAUCAACAACAACAACAACAACAACAACAACAACGACUAAAAUAUCAACUACAACAUAUUAUUCAACAUCAACAAUAGUAGAUGAUUAUAUUAAUAGUUCUUGGAAAGCAACAGCUUAUGUUACAUCGAUUAUUUUAGGUGUAGCUUUAUUUUUUUGUGCAGCUUUAAUUACUUGUGUUUUACUUAAUUAUCGUCUUGGACGAGUUGUUCCACAUAGUUUUACGAAUAUAUUUCAUAUUUUACGUAAUCGAACAGCAGUACCACAAGUACCACUAUCAGAUGAAUCACUGGCAUAA
Messenger RNA from Rotaria sp. Silwood1, 1206 nucleotides. Lineage: Eukaryota; Metazoa; Rotifera; Eurotatoria; Philodinida; Philodinidae. The record is from the annotation of a GenBank genome assembly.